Molecule: messenger RNA, 960 nt
Organism: Dipodomys ordii (Ord's kangaroo rat)
Lineage: Eukaryota; Metazoa; Chordata; Mammalia; Rodentia; Heteromyidae
Product: olfactory receptor 5K3-like
Exons: 1
Coding region: 1-960 (319 amino acids)
Biological process (GO): G protein-coupled receptor signaling pathway; sensory perception of smell
Cellular component (GO): membrane
Molecular function (GO): olfactory receptor activity; odorant binding; G protein-coupled receptor activity
Source: RefSeq, a predicted model, not a curated record
AUGGCCGAGGACAACUAUUCCACGACAACUGAGUUCAUCCUCAUAGGGUUUUCAGAUCAUCCAGGCCUGAAGGUGCCCCUGUUCCUCAUAUUCUUUGCCAUCUAUCUGAUCACCAUGGUGGGGAAUCUUGGACUGGUAGCAUUGAUUUACAUGGAACGUCAUCUUCAUACCCCAAUGUACAUCUUCCUGGGAAACCUGGCUCUGAUGGAUGCUUUCUGUUCCUGUGCUGUUACUCCCAAGACAUUAGAAAAUCUGUUUUCUGAGGACAGAAGGAUUUCCCUCUAUGAAUGUAUGGCACAAUUUUAUUUCCUCUGUCUUGCUGAGACUACAGACUGUUAUCUUCUGUCAGCAAUGGCCUAUGACCGCUAUGUGGCCAUUUGUAGUCCACUGCAGUACCAUACCAUCAUGUCCAAGCAGCUCUGCAUUCAGAUGACCAUAGGAGCCUAUAUAUUUGGAAAUCUACAUCCUUUGCUUGAAGUAGGCUUAUUGUUUAGAUUAACUUUCUGUGGGCCUAAUAUAAUCAAUCACUUUUUCUGUGACCUUCUUCCCUUACAUGCUCUGUCUUGUGCUGAUCCCUAUAUAAAUGAAUUGAUGUUAUUUAUAUUGGCAGGUGCAAAUCUAAUUCUUACUAUUGCCAUAGUCCUAAUAUCAUAUUUCUAUAUUCUUUUCACUAUAUUCAAAAUGAAAUCCAAAGGGGGGAGAGGCAAAGCCUUAUCUACCUGUGCAUCCCACUUCUUCUCUGUGUCAAUAUUCUAUGGCUCUCUUUUCUUUGUGUAUACGCGACCAAAUUCGAUUAGUGAAGUAGAUAAAGAUAUUCCCAUUGCCAUUUUUUAUACUUUAAUAAUCCCUUUGUUAAAUCCUUUUAUUUAUAGUCUAAGAAAUAAGGAAGUAAUAAAUGUUAUCAAGAGACUAAUGAAAAAGAGAAAAUGGUGCAAUGGUCUGAAACAAGUAUCUCCUUGA